Molecule: messenger RNA, 3721 nt
Organism: Ectocarpus sp. CCAP 1310/34
Lineage: Eukaryota; Phaeophyceae; Ectocarpales; Ectocarpaceae
Source: the annotation of a GenBank genome assembly
AUGUCACCGUUCUCGCUGUUUGAUGCUCUACUCGGAAGGUUUAGGGCACCAGUUUUCGUCAGGCAACAGUGAUGGCGAUUCGAAUGCGGGUGAUGUUGACAGCAUGGAUCUAGACAUGGCCGGAGGGCUGUUGAGAGGGUCUUCUGGCGAUUUCGAGAAUGGGCGACCCGUGCCUCCAGGUUUUUGGCGACGGCAUUCCAAGGGCCGCCUAAGCUGGAGCGACGACUACCAGGGCGGCUGCCUCGCAGAAUACUACGAGGAUGAGCGAAGCCGGAUGGUGUCGGAAAGCUCCAGCGUUCCACCUGGCGACACGGACGUGUCAACAUCCGCAGAAUCAGCAGCAGCAGCAGCAGCAGCAGCAGCAGGAGAGGAAGGAGAAGGAUCGACAGGAUCCAGAGCCGACAGUCGUAUCGUGCAAUCGUGCCGUUCGAAAGUUGGAGGGAGUUCGGCAGCGGCAGCAUCGCCCGAUCCUAACACCCCCAAACAGCCGGAGAAGGGUUCCGAACAUCCUGGGCUAUUCAUGGGGCAGGAUCAAGAUGGUGAGGUGUUCCACAGCGCUCUCCAGCUCGCCGAAGACGACGACUUGGAAGGGCUGGAUGGCGGGUGUGCUGCGCUGGUCCACCGCGAUACAUUCUACGGAGACGUGCAGGAGAAGAUGGAGGACAGAAGCGUGCGUGUCAGCAUAGCAGGGGGAGGGAGCGGUGGUGGAGCUGCAGCUUCCUCACUUGGCGGAGAACCGGCCAAGCACGAGCAGAGCGAAGGGAGCGGGUGUCGAGGAGGACAAGGAGGAGGAGCGGCUGCUGGUGACACCGGUGUCGUAGCGGGUAGCGGUGGCGGUACGGGGACGCCGACGGCCGGGACCAGUCCGGGUACCUGGUCUCCUCAGUGGGGUUGGUACGUCACCAUGACCCCCCCGCAGGAUCAAUACCCAACCCAGCAGUUCCCGAUCCCCGGUGCCAAGCCUCCAACCCCAACCGCAUCUGCCGCAGCAUCCGACGUGCCCACUUCAGCCAAGGGGCGUCCGCCUAAACCCUGAGGAAUCCUGGUCGUUAGUCUUCCACGCGUCCAGGCUGCUUAGACGGGGGAGCCUAUUUUUAUUUGACCCCUAUGCACUUUUUUUUUUUUUUUUGCGACAGUCGCGGCUAGCUGGAACACCCCUCUCUGCCGGAAGCUUAUUUGUUGUAGCUGCCAGUUCCAAACAAGCUGUCAUUGAAACUACAAGCGGUAAUAUUUUCAGCGAGUCACUCAGGGAUGGAACCGUGCGUCGUCAAGGCUCUGUUUGGCAAUCGAUUCAUGUGGCUGUCAUCAGUUAAUCCUAGCUUACAUGAUAUUUGACAACUCGCUGGGCACUUUUCGGUGUGACGAAUAGAAUCCCUGCUCGCCUUGCUUUUGAUGUUUUGCAUGGUCCAUCAGAUGGCAAUCGUGACGUUCUCAUGAUUAACGUGAUUCAACUCUUGAUAGCAUUGAGUUACGAAGGACGCGACGGCGGUAUGUCUUAUCAUUUUCCGGCAGCCUCUGACAUACUUCUACAAUAGAGGGAGCGAUUUAUUUGAGCAACGGACAGUUGGUUAAGGGUCGAACGUUGUUGGCAUCUACAUCUUUCUGGCUGCCCCACACCGAAUGAUUGCUUAUUCCAUCCCCCGAAGGUUACAUGGACGCCGACUUUGCCUCCCAGUUGAGUUCAUCUUGGAGUACAUUCUCUUUCGUGUAUGUUGUUCAUGCGGGAGGCUAUAGAUACGACAUGCUAGCGCUGGCUGGGUUACCAUUACGCUGGUACCGGUCAUUCGUUGUAUUACUUGCUGUCAACGUCGUGUUGGGAUAGAAAGUACACGUGUCACAGCCGUUUCAUGUUGUGAUGUUGGGUGCUGUUUGGGAGAUACCUCUUUAUGUCGCUCCAAGGAAAGUCCGUGGAAGUUUCUUGGAUUCCCCUCGCAGUUCUCAUGGGCACGAGUGAAGGUCUGCUGCCGUUUUUGCCGUCAUGUGUCCAACACUCCUGGCGGACUUCACAGGUUGAACUCGUCAAUGGCAAGCAACCGCAUACGGUGCUCGACUCUAGAGUCAAUGCAGUGGUUAAUUUGACGGGCAAUAGAUAGGCGCAUUUUUAGUCUCAGUCGUCAAGAAGUCUGUAGGGCGACCAAGCUGUACGUUUUCUGUUGGAUGCGUCUGUGGAAUGGGGGGAAACCCCGUGGUAGCUAUCGUAGUUUUUGGGGGUUCAAAAGCUUCGACGUUUGUAAGUGAAGUUUGCGCUGUAUUUCCAGCUGAUGAUUGUUAUCUGCAGCUUGUUUCGAAGGCGGCCUCGUGGGUCUCGUCCAGACUUCGAUUGGUCAGCGUAUUGUUUCGAGCACGGCCUGGUGUUGGUGUUGAUAGGAGGAGGCCCUCCAACGAUGUUCAAUUUCAAGCACGGGGGUCGCAAUGGUCUUACCACGUCGGACGCACAGCAUUUGCAUGGCGUGCGCCACGGUCGUAACAUACAACGGAGAGUUUUUUUCGUCUUUGUUUUUCCAUUGGCCUAGGUAAACCGCCUGUUUGAACGAGUUCAGUGUCGCCUAUAACUCUUCCUAGUUUAUCUCAUCGGGCUCGGCUGCUUUUGGGCUAGACUGCUUCUUGGCGACGUCUCAUAUGCGUAGUCGAGAGUAGUUGCGUCGACCUUUCGAUGGUGGAUAGACUAAAGGUUUCACAGCGGAGUAAAUUUUAGCUCUACGGCCCUUGCUGCAGUAGUACUUCUGUAUACAGCAGCAGGCCUGUUCUAUUUGAGGGUUGAGGAUGUCGUUGGCCAUGCAGAACUUGCCCGAUACAUUGCAUAAUUUUGAGCAAUCGGCUCGAGCAAAUGCGAGAUGCACCGAAGAUUCUUCUUGUGUCUCACGCGUUGCAGUGACCUGGUGAUGAGUGCAGGUGCUGCGAUGUUUUUUUUUUGCUUUCCCUAGCCCUGUUCCGUCUGAAUAUAGCUUUUUUGUUUGUUUUCUUCGUUUGCAUUAAUGCAUGGAUAAGAGUAUGGGAGUAGCAGUCGCAGAGCAGAGGAGAGCGACAGCGGCAGCGCAGGGUUGGUUCUCUUCGUCUAGGCGAAGACCAUGCGCCGUGACGGGUGCCGUUAAAUGCUGUCUGUGUCGUGCUGAUUUUUUCUGAUGCAAGCGAUUCGGCGUAGACAUGUACGAGGGACAAACGUUUUAGGCUUUAUGGCCUACUGGGGUCGGUUGGUUCCUCUGCUGCGAUGAUCGUGUAUCGGACUUCCUCCUUGGGCAGAAGUUCGCACACCGUCCUUUUACGGUGGCGUUGAUGUCUCAAUGGCCGACCGUUGAUGUGCUGCUUUGGUAUGGAUGAUGUAAUGGUUUAGUAUACACGGACAGGACAUCGCGGGAUUUGAAGGGAAUGCUCCAGUAUAGCCUACCUGCUUUUGUUUUUGAUGUUGUAGGCAAACAUUAUGGUUUUGAGUGGGUAGCCGUUCUUCCCCUCUCGCUGCGCGAGGGAUAAUGCAUUUUUACGCAAAUGAUGCCUUCAAAGUUGCUUGAGAGUUGCAAGUCCAUUUGUUGUGUGCAAGGAUUAUCUCUACGGCAUCGGUGCAUGUGGCGUCUCCAGAGUCAUUUUGAAUUUAGACUAGACUAUAGACUAUCUGUAUCUAUCUACAUGUUCGUACAUAUCUCAAAGAGAUGUCUCUCUGUCCUUUAGCUGUCUGUAUGUAGUUAUAAAAGAACUGCAUAUGUGAACCUUCGUUGUGGAUACCUCC